Messenger RNA from Patiria miniata (bat star), 3225 nucleotides. Its product is annotated as gamma-glutamylaminecyclotransferase B-like. NCBI's taxonomy places the organism in Eukaryota, Metazoa, Echinodermata, Asteroidea, Valvatida, Asterinidae. Gene Ontology annotation, molecular function: gamma-glutamylaminecyclotransferase activity. The transcript is spliced from 3 exons. The record is from RefSeq and is a predicted model, not a curated record. The coding region runs from base 169 to 675 and encodes 168 amino acids.
GCCCGCAUGCAUGUAGUCCAUGAGCUGUCAAUGUACGACAAUCCAGCAUGAUCAUUGUGAUGAGCUACCGAGAACUUUUUGAAACAGCAUCGGGCAUAUACACUUGCAGGCAGGACUGGGACUUAGAAACAUUACAGUUCAAGUGUGGUGGACAGGAUUACCUUUGUCAUGGCAGCGUUUCAUCGGUUGUUUGUAUACGGAACUCUUAAACGGGGACAGCCCAAUGCUGAGCAGUUUGGUCCUAAGAACGGUGUCGCCAACUACAUAGGCCAGGCUCGGACGGUGCAGAAAUGGCCCCUUGUGAUAGCAUCGCAGUGCAACAUUCCAUAUCUUCUGGACAGGGAGGGGAUUGGAAAUAACAUAAUAGGUGAAAUAUAUGAAGUAGAUGAUAAGAUGCUACAGCACUGUGACGUCUUUGAGAGUUGUCCGCAGUACUACCAGAGGACAACCAUUCAGGUGCAACUCAUUGAGGAUAGUGCAGGGUCAAAGGUUGAGGGCAACAUAGACGACAUCUUUGUGUAUGUCCUGCGGGACUUCAAAGACUUCAUGUUGGAGUUGCCGCAGUAUGAAUGUUACGAUAGCUGUGGUCCCCACGGGUUAACGUACAGGUCGAGGUAUGAGCGACUGAGGGAGUAUGCUAAUCAUAGAUUAGAAGUGAUGAAAGAAAAGGCUUAAAGAGUUUCUAUGCAAUAUGGACUCUUUGCGGAUCAGAAGGUGGCACAGUGCAGAGAGGUCAAGCAUAUAUGGGGCACACUGCAUGCAUGUAUGAACUAGGACUACAGGUGCAUUUUGGAAUAAAUUAGUAUUCGAUUAUUCCAACUUGGACUUCAUCAAAUAUUCAAUUUCAAAAUGCAAUAUUAAAGUUAAACAUACACCAGCCUAAACUGCCCUCGAUUGGGACUUGAAUGCACCCACACUUGUCGAAAAAUUGAUAAAGAGCUUAUUGAACUAAAAAUAGAAAGAACAGGUAGUGAAAUGUUUCGGAUAUUUGACUAAUAUCAGAGAAGAAAUGUUGAGAUAAUUGUCAUGGAAGCUGUAUGUGAAGCUCUCAUGGAAAUUAUGUGUGAAAAUGGCUUUCAACAAAGGGUCGCACUUGACAAACAAUGUAACUAUGCAACCUGUGUGAUUAAAAUAACAUUGUGGAUGUCUUUCAUCACCUCUUGAAUGUUUUGAAGAUCUGAACUGGAAAUUCAGUUGAUGAUUGAAUACUUGAAUAUUCAGCAUACAUGUAUUUGGCACAGCCCUAGCAUGAACACUGGUUUGUGUACAUAUUAAGCAAAAUAUUUGGAGAGGGCGUUAGGCGUGUAUGUUCCGGCAGUGAUUAAGUGCCUCUUAUAUCUACCUCUUUGUCACCAUUGAGGGGUACUUGUGCACUGAUUGAGAGUCCAUUGCCACUAACAGUGGCUUUCUGAAAUAUCCACUGGGCUUGCAUUAGCUUAACAAUCAAUGUGUUUGUUAUAUGCCCCAACUAGAUCAUCAGUCCCAACUGCAGUUGGGAUGGCCCAACUUAGGUUGUGCCUGUCCAAACUAAAGUGUUCCAACGGGAGCACGUACAUUGUAAGUCGGGACGGUCCCAGCUUAACUUGGGAUCGUGGUACGUUGGGACAUAACAUGUUCACUGCCAGAUUAUACUGCAGCAGUGAAAGUAAAUCCACUUUAUUUAAUAGAAAAAAUUAUAAUGAAUAUUGAAAUGGACGGUUCCAUUUUUCAUUUUAAACCUUCAGAAGCACUGUGCCUGCAGUAAUUCAGAUACUGUCUAAAUUACUUUCCAUGUUCAUGCAUAUUCAACUUGAAGACAGUUUUACAACAGUGAGGCUGUUUCAGGUUUUUCUUUUUACCCGUGCGUUGUACUUUUUUUGCUGUUGUUGCAGUUUCUAUAGUAUCCACAGAAGUACUUUUUAUAGUGUAUUUAUAUUAUGUGAACCCACAGUACAUUGUACUCUUGAGAUAAUAUCAGUCACAAGAGCAUUCAAUUUCAAUUUCAUAUUCAGAAUCAAAAUAUAAUUUUUUUAAAUGAAAAUCCUCAAUUUUUUUCUCUUCCAUCAGCACUGAUGACAUAUCAAGUCCUGAUGAAAUCUAAUUCGACAAUGCAGUAUGUGCUUAAACUGACACAGUUUGUCUAACUUGAUCGCAAUGGAUAAAAUUGAAAUGUAUACUACUCAUUAUUCAUAUAACGUACUGCCUUUCUGUUUUUUAUGAGACACAUUUAAGAGGAUCUUUUGGAGGUUUUAAUAUGUACAUGAACUUAUAUAUUUAAUUCAAAAUAGUUUCUGUUAGUUUUUCCAUAAAGUGUUGCUGGUAUUGGCAACAGUGUUACCAGCAAGAUGCUUCUCUGCAUAACAUAAUUUGAAGAUUGUUGAGCAGAUUGGUAUUUGGAAUCUGGGAAACUUACAAAAGAUAUGAAUUUGGUUGAGUAAAGUUUUACAAAAUUAACCCCUGUUUACAAACAUUGUUUAUUAUAUCAUGUCUGUAACAAAAUACACUGUAUUAAAAAAAUUGUAUAUUUUUCCUCAGGUACAUGUAUAUAAAUUCUCACGACGGUAUGUUUGGACAUUCUAUGAAAAGCAAAAUUCUAUGAAUGAGUGAUAUGCACAAAAGGUCACUGAGAAAAGUGCCAUGCAGCUUUGUGAAAAUAUUAAAUUGGAUGUAUUUUACAAAAUGUUAAUAAUAAUAUAACAAAUAUUCAAUCAAAUGUUUCUAUAUUUGGACAGAGGGCUAUUCAUGUGUACUUUUGUUAUUUUUUGUUUGACUGAUUCACCAUUUUACUGCUAAGCCACUGUUUGAUACUCAGGAUGUUUUGUCUUAUAAUUCUUACAACAAAAGAAACGGGUCAUAUCAGUGUCAGCCUAAGAAUAAAGUGUAAACUUACACAAGUACAGUGUACAUGUACUUUUUUUGAGUGUCGGAAAAGAAACUGUUUUUAGUCUUUACUGAGAAUAAUAAAUCUUCACUGAGAUUUAAAAUAAAAGGAAAACCAACUUAUUCAAAGCAAGCAUGUCUUAUUAAUUUCAUCAUAUGGCGACCACUGAGAAAAGUGCCAUGCAGCUGUCUGAAAAUAUUAAAUUGGAUGUAUUUUACAAAACGUUAAUAAUAAUAAUAUUACAAAUAUUCCAAACCAUGUUUAUAUAUUUGGACAGAGGGCUAUUCAUGUGUACUUUUGUUAUUUUUUGUUUGACUGAUUCACCAUUUUACUGCUAAGCCACUGUUUGAUACUCGGGAUGUUUU